Messenger RNA from Ornithodoros turicata, 2799 nucleotides. It is a transcript of the gene Ppat-Dpck, whose product is annotated as bifunctional coenzyme A synthase-like. The record is from RefSeq and is a predicted model, not a curated record. The transcript has 9 exons. The coding region runs from base 241 to 1854 and encodes 537 amino acids. NCBI's taxonomy places the organism in Eukaryota, Metazoa, Arthropoda, Arachnida, Ixodida, Argasidae. Gene Ontology annotation, biological process: coenzyme A biosynthetic process. Gene Ontology annotation, molecular function: dephospho-CoA kinase activity; ATP binding.
CUGUAACGUGCUACUUCCUGUCGCGAACGAAGUGACCGGCAGUUUGUCGCUUAUGUCUGCGUGGUUUUCCUCUUUCCGUAAAAAAUCCCGUAAAAAGGAAGAAAAGCGCGUUGGCAGCCUCGAUAAACUUUCAUUGCAUCCAGCACGUGACAGCUACUUGGUGUUCCCGUAGCAGCGAAAAGAGCGCGGCUUCAAUCAUUCCCGAGCAGGCUCCGCUCUCUGACAUCCGUCCCGUCCCCGAUGUUCCAAACCGGUCUGCUCAUCCUCACCUCCUCGCCGCGUAUUUUGACCUGUAACGUCGCUGCCUACCUGAAAGCGGCUAAGCACAUCGUCAACAAAACCCUCUACAUCAAGCUCGAACCCAACCGGCAUCAACUUUGGCCCGUGCAGCAGCCGGUGUUCACACCUUCCGAACUCUCGCUGAUUAGAAAGCUCAUCCCUGACAUCUACUACAAGGCCGCGGGUGCCUGCUCCCACCUUGACAUUCGGGUGCUCCAGAGCUGCUUCAAAGACACGCACGGGAACGAGGAGCACCUGCGGGCCUCUUUUGACGUCGUUUUGACAGACACGAUUCAGGAGAUUACGGACGUUGAGCGGUACGUGAACCACCAGUUCAACAGAAAGUGCACAAACUAUCAGAACCUGGCGGAUAAGCUGCCCCAGGGGAGUCAGGACGGUGGGGUGUCAAACAAUCAUGACUUGACGACGAACGGGUGCUUCCGAACGUACGAGAGCGUGUGUUUGGGAGGGACGUUCGACAGGCUGCACAUUGGCCACAAGGUGCUGCUUUCCGAAGCAGUGCUGCAUGCUUCGGAGAAGGUGGUCAUUGGAGUCACUGAUGGUGACAUGCUGAAGGGAAAACUGUUGUGGGAAUUGAUAGAGCCCAUUGAGGUGCGCAUAAAGGUACUGACAGAAUUCCUGGAGGAAGUGGACAGCACCCUGAAGUAUGACGUGAUGCCCAUCUACGAUCCAUACGGACCCACCAUUGUGGAUCCCAACCUGAAGUGCCUGUACGUCAGCGACGAAACACUCAAAGGUGGCAAGAGGGUCAACGAAGAGCGGGCUAAGAGGGGGAUGCCUCCCAUGGUGCUUCGAUCUGUCAGCUUAGCUGAAGAUGUGUGCCGAACCGGACACGAAGAAUUUAAAAUAAGUUCUUCCACUCUGAGAAGCCGAGCUCUCGGUACCAUCCUCCAACCUCCCCAGGCUAAGCCCAACCUUGCAAAGUGGCCCUACGUGAUAGGACUGACAGGUGGCAUUUGUGCUGGGAAGAGCCACAUUAGCGAGCUCCUUGGCAAGCUGGGAGCUGCAGUCAUCAACUGUGACAAACUGGGACACGAGACGUACUUGCCCGGAAGGCCAGCUUACGCAAAAGUUGUCAACGCGUUUGGGAAGGGGAUACUAAACGCGGACGAGACCGUCGACAGAAAGAAGCUGGGAGCCAUCGUGUUUGCGGAUGAGGAGAAAAGGAAGCUUCUCAACAGCUUUGUCUGGCCAGAAAUAGGAGCCCUCCUGCAGCAGAAGAUCAAGGAUAUUUCGCACAACGGCACCAAAGUGGUUGUGCUUGAAGUUGCCAUGCUGCUCGAAGCCGGAUGGGACGAACAUGUUCAUCAGGUCUGGGUCAGCAUCGUUCCAGAGAAAGAAGCAAUACGCCGAAUAAUGGAGAGAGACAACUUGACGGAGGAGCAGGCUCUGCAGCGAGUACACGCACAGCAAUCUAACAAAGAGAAGGUUGCUAAGGCAAACGUAGUCUUUUCGACACUCUGGGAAUAUAGCAUCACAGAGCAACAGGUUCAACGAGCGUGGAAAGAGCUUCAGUUGUACCUGAAUUCUGAGGAGCUGCAAUCACAUAACUGACUCCCUCGUGAAUUCUAGCGCGAAAUUCACAUGCACCUGGUGAUUGUUGGACGAAAUGGACAGUCUAUUCUAUUGAUACGUUAUAUUUUCCGAGUGGACACCGGUGAGGUUAUACACCCGACGAUGCAACGCCAUUGCGAGUCUUCAUGCAUACCGACUGUUGAAUAUAUUUUCUUCUCAUUAUUUCGGGCUGUUUACAAAAGGGGGCACUCUUUAGUUAUUUAGAAACCCUAUGCACUUUCAUAGCAUAGGCUAACGUCGUAUUUAAAGCUCUAUUUAUGGUGGUUCUAACUCAUAGGGGGAUGUUUAUAGGCCUACACUGUUAUUAUUAUUAUUAUACUAUUAUUGCUUGCGGUCACGUUACCUUCAUGCACGACAUACAGCGGUUCACGACUGGAAACUACGGAUCUGCAUUGUACAUACUUAUAGUUACUUGUAUCUUAUACAGCACCAUCAUGUCCCGUGUACAAUUUAUACUUCUGUGAUCUAACAAUGCUUUAUAUUUCUUCAGAAGAAAUAUGUGCCCAGUGGUAUAGGGCAUUUUGCAGCAAUCCUAUACGGCUGGGUGUAUGCAGCGUCUUUCAAGAAUUUUAUACAAGCUACUAUCUAUUGAUAUCCUGUGUGUCAAACAUGCUGUGCAUGUUUUCUGCUGACUAGCACUGUCUUUUGUGUGCUUGCAAUAAAGCCUGGAAGUGUUUAGGCAGUCGGGAGUAAUUUUCCUUGUGGCUGUGGGCAUAAGCUAUACAAACAACCCAGUGUACCAGGAUUUAACUGAUCAAUAAAGGUUCGAUAACUAUUUUCGAUUGACAACGAAAGGUUCGAUAAUAUUUUAGUUAAAUAGGAUGAGGUUUCUCAUACACUUAAAAAGGCUUACUGGACUGUAAGCAAUAACUUGUUUGCAAGGUGCUAAGAUGUGUAAAAGUUGAAUAAAAAUUUGUCGUAAUA